AUGCCAGAGAACUCAGAUUGCCACCGUCUUUGUCAAACCAGUCAUCCGCAUGCUUGCUGUCGCCCAGAAAAUCCGAAGCGGGGCUGCGUGUGCAAGGGAAAAGGCCAGUGCUUCUGCACCGGGACCAAAGGGGAACAGGGGGAGAAAGGUUUUCCUGGACCCGCUGGUCGUCCUGGCCAGAAAGGAUUUCCAGGUCCUGAAGGCUUGCCUGGACCACAAGGACCCAAGGGCUCUCCAGGACUUCCAGGACUCACCGGUCCCAAAGGUGUCAGGGGAAUAACUGGAUUACCAGGAUUUUCAGGUUCUCCUGGACUUCCAGGAAUCCCGGGCCACCCUGGGCCUUAUGGACUGGCUGGUUUACCAGGAUGCAAUGGUUCUAAGGGUGAACAAGGAUUUCCAGGCAUUCCGGGGACUCCAGGCUACUCAGGGCUUCCAGGUCCUGCCGGCAUGAAAGGACAAAAGGGUGAACCUGCUCUUGGAGAAGACAGGGAAUUCAAUGGGAAAGGCGAGCCAGGGCUGCCAGGGACUCCAGGAUUCCAGGGUUUACCAGGCCUUCCAGGCUUUCCAGGGCCUUCUGGCCCCCCAGGCCCUCCAGGAUUCUUGGGCUUUCCAGGUGCUAUGGGACCUAGAGGACCAAAGGGUCACAUGGGCGAUAAUGUGAUCGGACAAAAAGGAGAGCAGGGUGUGAAAGGAUUAACAGGACCUCCCGGACUACCAGGAACAGUUAUCAUAACACUCACUGGCCCAGAGAACAGGACGGACCUCAAGGGGGAGAAGGGAGAUAAGGGAGACAUGGGUGAACCUGGACCUCCUGGGCCCCCAGGACGACCUGGGGACUCAUAUGGAUCAGAAAAGGGUGCACCUGGUGAACGUGGCCCCCCGGGAAAACCUGGGAAAGAUGGUGCUCCUGGCUUCCCUGGCACUGAGGGAGCCAAGGGCAGCAGGGGCCUCCCCGGGUUAAUGGGUGAAGAUGGCAUUAAGGGUUGGAAAGGAGACACUGGCCCUCCAGGAUUUCGUGGUCCAACAGAAUAUUAUGAUGCAUACUGCGAAAAGGGAGAUGAAGGAAUGCCAGGCCCACCUGGGCCCAGAGGAGCUCGUGGCCCACAGGGUCCUAGUGGCCCCCCUGGAGUUCCUGGAAGUCCUGGACCAUCAAAGCCUGGACUCAGAGGACCCCCUGGAUGGCCAGGCUUAAAAGGAAGUAAAGGGGAGCAAGGACCCCCUGGAAAGGAUACCACAGGGCCUCCUGGACCCCCAGGAUGCCCUGGUUCACCUGGCCAGGCAGGCCUACCAGGACCACCAGGACCUCCAGGUGACAUAGUUUUUCAACCGGGUCCACCUGGUAACCCAGGAGUUCCCGGUGAUGUAGGAGCUCCAGGAGUCCCAGGAGUAGAUGGGCCCAAAGGAGAACCUGGCCUUCUGUGCACACAGUGCCCCUCUAUCCCAGGGCCCCCUGGCCUCCCGGGAUUGCCAGGGUUAGAUGGACUCAAAGGAAUCCCAGGAGGACAAGGUGCGCCUGGCAUGAAGGGAGACCCGGGGCUCCCAGGACGUUCAGGUCUCCCAGGAUUUCCAGGGUUCCCAGGUGAUACGGGGCAUCCUGGACUUAAAGGAAGCAAAGGUGAGACAUCUCCACCCCAGGGCCGAGUGGGUGACCCAGGUGAUCCUGGGCUCAGAGGCCCGCCUGGGAGAAAGGGCUUCGAUGGAAUUUCUGGAACUCCGGGAGCGAAAGGAUUACCAGGACCUAAGGGCGAACCGGCCCUGAGUGGUGAGAAGGGGGACCAGGGUCCUCCAGGGGCUUCUGGCUCCCCUGGGCCCCCAGGACCUGCAGGACCAGCUGGAUUACCUGUCUAUGGACCCCAGGGAGAGCCAGGUCCAAAGGGAAGCCAAGGAAUUCCUGGAAUCCCAGGACCACCUGGAGAAGCCGGUCUUAAAGGAGAACCCGGUAUAUCAACACCAGUUCCAGGACCCCCAGGACUUCCAGGGCCCCCUGGUAAUGCUGGCCCCCGAGGUCCACCUGGCUUACCUGGACCUGUGGGAAAAUGUGAUCCUGGUCUUCCCGGACCUGAUGGUGAACCAGGAAUUCCAGGAGUUGGAUUUCCUGGGCCUCCUGGACCUAAGGGAGAUCAAGGUUUUCCAGGAAACAAAGGAUCACCUGGCUGUCCUGGAGAAAGGGGAGAGCCUGGCCUUCCUGGACACCCAGGCCUCCCAGGAGCUAAGGGAGAACCAGCACGAGCCGGGCCUGGAGAACCAGGAAAACCAGGUUUUCCAGGAGAAGGAGGCAAUCCCGGGGAAAGUGGAGACAUUGGCCUCCCUGGGCUUCCAGGCCUCCCUGGAAUUCCAGGAAAAGGAGGGCUUGAUGGACCUCGAGGAGACCCAGGGCAGCCUGGACCCCCCGGAGCAAAAGGACCCCCAGGGACAUGCAUACAGGGACCUAGGGGAGCCCCAGGGCUUCCAGGCUUAAAUGGAUUGAAAGGGCAACCAGGUAGAAAAGGUGUCACAGGGCCAAAAGGAGAUCCGGGCAUCCCAGGCUUGGAUAGGUCAGGCAUCCCUGGAGAACCUGGACCACGAGGAAUACCAGGUCAUCCAGGUGAGAUGGGAUCACCUGGCCAAAAGGGUUAUCCAGGAGCUCCAGGAUCCUCGGGGCCACCAGGUAGGAAAGGAGACGUUGGAAUGAUGGGCUAUCCUGGAACCACUGGCCCUCCAGGACCUCCUGGGAAGCCAGGCUCUCAGGGGCAGAGGGGUAGCCCUGGAAUUCGGGGACUGAAGGGUGAAAGAGGAUGGCCUGGACCCAAAGGUGAACCAGGAGAGAAAGGGCACCCGGGGCCUUCCCAAAUAGCAAACUUAAAGGGAGACAAAGGAGAACCUGGGCUCAAAGGAUUUGUAGGAAAUCCAGGUGGAAAGGGAAACAGGGGCAUUCCAGGGACACCAGGUCUGAAAGGCAUCCAAGGACCACCUGGGCCACCAGGCCCUCCAGGCCCUAGAGGAGAUCGUGGAAGCAAUGGAAAUCCGGGAGGACCAGGGCCGUGGGGCAUGCCGGGAAGCAUGGGGAAUAUGGGUGUGCCAGGUCCCAAAGGCAAAAAAGGAAUUUUUGGGCCACUGGGUCUAGCUGGAAGACCAGGCCCACCAGGGAUUCCUGGUCCUCAAGGAGAUAAGGGAGAGCCAGGUCAUUCAGAAGGUGCAAGGCUAGGACCACCAGGACCAAAGGGAGAUCCGGGAUUGCCAGGUGACAAAGGAAAGAAAGGAGAAAGAGGAUCACCUGGUCCACCUGGACAGCCAGGGCCUGCUGGACGCGAGGGAGCCCCUGGGAGUCCCGGAAGUGCCGGUCCCCCAGGAAAGCCGGGUCCUGAUGGUGACUUGGGGCUCAAAGGCAUGAAAGGCUUCCCCGGCCCUCCAGGAAUGACAGGCCAUCCAGGCCCUCUAGGAUUUCCAGGACCUCCAGGACCAAUGGGUAUGAGAGGUAACCAAGGAUGUGAUGGAAUUCCUGGUCCACCUGGAGAAAAAGGAGAAUCAGGCUUGCUGGGGGCCGAUCCAGGCCCCAAAGGGAGCCCUGGUGUUCCAGGUACCAAAGGAGACAGGGGAACCCCUGGCUGGCCUGGCCUCCCUGGCCGAAAGGGAGCCAUGGGAGAUGUUGGGCCUCGAGGACCACCAGGCAUCACAGGACUCCCAGGACCACCAGGUCUACCUGGGGCAAUUGUCCCCGGCCUAAAAGGAAACCGAGGUCCGCCUGGCUCAAGAGGAAAUCCAGGUAAGCCAGGUUCCCCUGGACCUCCAGGAAGUCUUGUAAAAGGCAUAAAGGGUGACAAAGGAUUUAUGGGGCUGCCUGGACCCGAAGGUCUACCUGGAACUAUAGGAGACAUGGGCCCACCAGGUCAUCCGGGAGCACCAGGAACCCCAGGCCUUCCAGGACUCAGGGGUGAUCCAGGAUUCCCUGGGUUUCCAGGCAUGAAAGGAGAGAAGGGUAAUCCAGGAUUUCUUGGACCAAUUGGACACCCAGGACCAAGUGGGCCCAAAGGACCCCCUGGUGCACGUGGAAAACCAGGCACACUUACGAUCAUCUCCCUUCCGGGAAGCCCAGGGCCACCUGGCCCACCUGGUCAGCCAGGGAUGCAAGGAGAUCCUGGAACACCAGGGCCGCCAGGAAUCCCAGGACCCUGUGGGCCUAGAGGUAAACCAGGCAAAGAUGGCAAACCAGGAACUCCAGGACCAGUUGGAGAAAGGGGUAACAAAGGCUCUAAAGGACAGCAAGGGCCACCUGGAUUAGAUGGCUUGCCAGGUCGGAAGGGAAAGCCUGGAGACAUGGGAGCACCUGCCACUGAGACGAGAAUGCGAGGCUUUGUCUUCACCCGACACAGUCAGACCACAGCCGCUCCUUCCUGUCCAGAAGGGACACAGCCACUCUAUAGUGGGUUUUCUCUUCUUUUCGUACAAGGAAAUGAGCGUGCCCAUGGACAAGACCUUGGGACUCUUGGCAGCUGCCUGCAGCGAUUCACCACAAUGCCAUUCUUAUUCUGUAAUGUCAAUCGUGUAUGUAAUUUUGCAUCUCGAAAUGAUUAUUCAUACUGGCUGUCAACACCAGCUCCAAUGCCAACCGACAUGGCUCCAAUUACCGGCAAAGCUCUUGAACCGUAUAUUAGCAGAUGCACGGUCUGUGAAGGUCCUGCAAUGGUCAUCGCUGUCCACAGCCAAACCACGACCAUUCCCCCAUGUCCCCAUGGCUGGGUUUCUCUCUGGAAAGGAUUUUCUUUCAUCAUGUUCACUGGUGCCGGCUCUGAGGGCGCUGGGCAAGCACUGGCGUCCCCCGGAUCCUGCUUAGAGGAAUUCCGAGCCAAUCCAUUUCUCGAAUGCCAUGGAAGAGGAACAUGCAACUACUAUUCAAACUCCUAUAGUUUCUGGCUGGCUUCAUUAAACCCAGAAAGGAUGUUCAGAAAACCCAUUCCAUCAACGGUGAAAGCUGGAGCGUUAGAAAACAUCAUAAGCCGCUGCCAGGUGUGCAUGAAGGAAAGACAGUGAAGAAGCCAAAGGAGACAGCACCGCUGGGGUUUCUUAAAUAACAAGUAAUGACUCAGAACAUGCAUGUGCAUUUCUCUCUAACCAUACAGCGGUUAGUGAAUCGAUGAAGAUUUAGUAAAACAAAGUUUCAAUUUGCUUUCCCUACACAAGAAAGCAUUUAUCUUAAAUUAGUUCUGUGACUUGAGUUUCUAAAUAUGUAUGGUUUCAGAGUACCCCGAAUGAAUGUAACUUUCCACAAAACGCUACUGAAAUCACAUUCCUUUUAUAU
Nannospalax galili (Upper Galilee mountains blind mole rat) is the source of this 5275-nucleotide messenger RNA. RefSeq names its product collagen type IV alpha 3 chain (gene Col4a3). NCBI's taxonomy places the organism in Eukaryota, Metazoa, Chordata, Mammalia, Rodentia, Spalacidae. The transcript has 52 exons. The record is from RefSeq and is a predicted model, not a curated record. Gene Ontology annotation, molecular function: extracellular matrix structural constituent. Gene Ontology annotation, cellular component: collagen trimer; basement membrane. Bases 1 to 5007 code for a protein of 1668 amino acids.